CCAGAGGGCAAGCCGCGGUACUGGUACCGAGACAACUUCUUCCUCACCACCGACAAGGCCUAUCUCGAGCCCCAGGCCGUCAACGCCGUCUUCGAGUCCGACCUCAUGUGGUGGAACGACCCGCUGCCCGAGGACCAGAUGCGCAAGAUGCUCGCCAAUUGCAUGACGGUCAGCGUAUACCACGUACCCGAGUCGGAGAAGCAGAUGCAGACAAACGGCCCACCGAAACGCCCAUACGGAUCCGACAUCAAGCUGGUCGGCCUCGCCCGCGUCAUAACCGACUACGUCACCUUCGCCUACCUCACCGACGUCUUCAUCGUCGAGGAGUUUCAGCGCCGCGGCCUCGCCAGCUGGAUGAUGCGCGGCCUCAAGGAGGUCGUCGACGAGUGGCCUCACCUGCGCGGCCUCGUCCUCAUGACGCACGACAAGGCCGCCGCCAAGAUGUACCAGCGCGAGCUCGGCGCCCUCGAC
Messenger RNA from Trichoderma reesei QM6a, 471 nucleotides. RefSeq lists its product as uncharacterized. The transcript is spliced from 2 exons. Lineage: Eukaryota; Fungi; Ascomycota; Sordariomycetes; Hypocreales; Hypocreaceae. Gene Ontology annotation, molecular function: acyltransferase activity, transferring groups other than amino-acyl groups. The annotation marks the transcript as partial. The record is from RefSeq and is a predicted model, not a curated record.